Messenger RNA from Schistocerca nitens (vagrant locust), 1652 nucleotides. Its product is annotated as brachyurin-like. Gene Ontology annotation, biological process: proteolysis. NCBI's taxonomy places the organism in Eukaryota, Metazoa, Arthropoda, Insecta, Orthoptera, Acrididae. The record is from RefSeq and is a predicted model, not a curated record. The transcript is spliced from 6 exons. Gene Ontology annotation, molecular function: serine-type endopeptidase activity. The coding region runs from base 4 to 822 and encodes 272 amino acids.
GCCAUGAAGACGACGCCUGUUCUCGCACUCGCGGCAGCUCUUGUCCUGGCCUCCGACGCCAGGAGACUGGAGGCAAAUGCACGUCCCAGGAAGCUCCCGUUUUCUGCUGCCAGGAAGGCCCCAGGGGGUCGCAUCGUUGGAGGCUCCGACGCUGCGGAGGGCCAGUUCCCCUUCCAGGCGGGCCUCAUGAUCGACGGCGCCGGUUUCUGCGGCGGCUCCCUCAUCUCCACCACCGCCGUCCUCACCGCUGCGCACUGCGUCGACGCCGGCAGCUACUUCACGGUGCUGCUGGGCUCGACGUACUCGCGCCCCACCUCAGGAGACAACAGCCAGUCGUUCGCGGCGACAGACACGGUCAGGCACAACGGCUUCUACACGCCGGACGACAACGCUGCCUUCUAUGACGUCGGCCUCGUCAGGUGGUCGCAGCCCAUCACCAUCACGGAUUACGUGACACCGAUCAGGCUACCGGCGAAGGCACAGGCCAGCGAGAGCUUCGCCGGCUGGGACGCAAUCGUCUCUGGUUGGGGCCUCACAAGCAACGGGCGACAGCGGUGGCCCGCUCAGCGUGCAGGAGUCGGACGGCCAGCGCACAGUGGUCGGAAUCGUGUCGUGGGGCACGGCCAACGACUGCGAGUCCGGCGAGCCGGACGUCUUCAUGCGCGUCACCGCCUUCCUCGAUUGGAUCGGAGAAAACGCCGGCAUCACCAUCUCGUGAGCUGCCCUAGCCGACAUCAGCUACAACGCUCGGCUGUCGCCCUGAUUCUGACCAUGCAUCUACGUCUGUCCAUGUGGCAGAGUCACAAGCGAGAGGAAAUGUGAAUACUGUUGUCAAUUUCAGUAAUUUACAUGCGCCAAAAUAAAAAAAUUAAUAAAACGAAGGAAAAAAUCAAAAUAGAGCAGUCCUGAGUCAAGAAAUGAAAAUGUAGCUCUCAUGGAUAGGCUGGUCCUAGUAAAAUAAUUUUAGAGUGUGUAAGUUAUAGGUCAAGAUAUGAAAUAAUUCAAAAGAAAGGAAGAGCCGUCAUGUAUAGCUAGCUUCCUCCACGAUCAGUGGCCUCCUUCCUCUUGGCGUGUCAGAGUUGAGUGCUAAGUGCAUCUGUUGUCUGUAGAUGACUGUGACAGAUCUAUUGUGAUGUCUCAAUAGGUUAGAGUCGUAACUCACAUGCUCCAAAAUAAUGAAAAUUGAGAUGCCGACGUAUUCUCAUAUAGCUUUAUACAAAGAACAUAAUUCACGAAACAAUUAUUCACAUUUGGCACAACGUCCUUGAGAAAACCGGUGUUAAACUUCAUGGUUAGUUUCAAAAGUCUCAUGAUCCGUGGCAUCUUGUGAGUUUUCUCCCGUACCUCAUCUUGACCAAUCAGCGAUUAGCUCACUCGGCGCCAUUUUCUUGUGUAGUAGUAAAUAUUGAUGCCAGUGGAGUGUCUUUUCUCUUCUGUUCAGUUAUUUUGGGGAAUAUAUUUCAAUAUAGUGGUGGGAAUAAAACUGAUUUGAGACACAAGUCAUGGAAGAAAACGUUUCACCCGUUGGAGAAAGAGGAAGGCCAAGGAAACGUUCACAGCAUCCAGAAAUGUGGAAGCCAAACGAAUGGGGUUAGAAUAUCCUGUUUUCUUCAUUGUUUUCAAAUUAAACUGAUUCUUGUUAUUGGCUUGAU